This is a messenger RNA of Aspergillus calidoustus, 900 nucleotides long. The record is from the annotation of a GenBank genome assembly. NCBI's taxonomy places the organism in Eukaryota, Fungi, Ascomycota, Eurotiomycetes, Eurotiales, Aspergillaceae.
AUGGCCGACCCCUUCAGUCUUGCGGCAGGAGCAAUCGGAACGAUAGGCCUCGCCCUUCAAACCAUAACUGCGUUAUUCAACGAGAUUCAAGCAAUCCAGAACGCACCAGCACUCAUCACAUCACUCGGGAGAGACCUGGAGGCUGUCCAAGCGGUUCUUCAGCAAUUCAACUCGCCUACCAAUCUUACAACCCUACAGACGCUCCGCCCUGAAACUCAGUCCGCGCUUUGGUUGGCGGUCCAGCAGUGCACACAGGUGUGUCACUCGUUUAGAGUCAAAGUCCAAAAGUGGACUUCUCGGUCUACAGAUGGGAAGAUGCACUGGUGGGUUCGUGCUCGCGUGGGUUUGUUUGAGGUCGCGAAGAUUGAGUUCUUGAGGGAUGCGCUCGCAGCGAGUAAUGAUACUAUGAAUGCCGCGUUGGCGUUGGCGACUCUGCUCUCCGCCGUCCAGACAGCCGAAACCACCAAAGAGACCAAAGACAACCUGGCUGCCCGGCAGACGGAAUUAACCCAAAUGCUCGAAGCGCUUGACGAACGAACAACGAGUAUCAACCUUCAACUUGCUUCUCUGACGCCCGAAACGCGCGCACCCGUUGACAGCUACACUUGUUUCAUCUCCCAAGAUCGGAAUCCAUCGUCCACCGGCACUCAUCAUGCUGCUCACAACGUCCCAGAAGGCCCGCACCUUGCCACGGAAAUACUCGACGUCUUUCACCAUUCCAAGCAGCUCUUGAAGCAGCUGAUUUCAGAUCCGUGCGCCACACGGAACAAGGAUGGAAAAGAUAGGCAUGGAGAACGGUGGCAGGCUAUUGGCGGGUACGAUCAAUCCUCAGGGGAAGCAGGAGAUCUCGCACGAUAUAAAGGACGUGUUCGGCCGUCCGGGAAGGGCGUGGGACUGUGA